Molecule: messenger RNA, 3123 nt
Organism: Oryzias melastigma (Indian medaka)
Lineage: Eukaryota; Metazoa; Chordata; Actinopteri; Beloniformes; Adrianichthyidae
Gene: lmbr1l
Product: limb development membrane protein 1-like
Exons: 17
Coding region: 168-1646 (492 amino acids)
Biological process (GO): signal transduction; receptor-mediated endocytosis
Molecular function (GO): transmembrane signaling receptor activity
Source: RefSeq, a predicted model, not a curated record
CCUCUGGUUUUCAUCAGCGCACGAGCGGAUUAGCCGUUUAAACAGGGCAUUGCUAGCGAAAGCUCGCGACCGCCGCAGCUCAAGGAGAAGAUGAUGAUGCGCCGUCUUCCAAAGUUUUAGCCGACUUCUGUGCCUUCAGCCUGAGGAUACUGGUAUGGUUUCCCAGGAUGGAAACGGACGACGUGUCGGUUCGGGAGCAACUAUUUCACAACCGCGUCCGGGAAACUAUAAUCUGCAUCCUCCUCUUUACAUGCCUCUAUAUGGUGUGCUACCUUGUUCUCACCCACUUCAAGAAGACUGCUGAGUUCGUCACAGAUGAUAUUGAAGACGCUACAGUCAAUAAAAUUGCACUGUGGUUGUGCACGUUCACCCUGUCUGUCGCGGCGUGUGCUGUGCUGCUUCUCCCCAUCUCCAUUCUGUCAAACGAAGUCCUGCUCACCUUUCCGCACAGCUACUACAUGCAGUGGCUCAACGGAUCUCUCAUACAUGGCUUGUGGAACCUAGUCUUUCUUUUUUCCAAUUUGUCCCUGGUCUUCCUCAUGCCCUUUGCUUAUUUCUUCACCGAGUCAGAGGGAUUUGCAGGAUCCAAAAAGGGAGUCAUGGCAAGAGUGUAUGAAGCGGUCGUGUUGCUCCUGCUGCUGGCUCUGCUCGUGCUGGGCAUUGUGUGGGUGGCUUCAGCUCUCCUCCAUGACAACAUAGCUCGAAAGAGCCUCUAUGACCUGUGGGAGUAUUACCUUCCCUACCUAUACUCGGGUAUCUCUCUGUUUGGAGUGCUGAUGCUUUUGUUGUGCACCCCUUUUGGGUUAUCUCGCAUGUUCAGUGUAACGGGCAGCCUGCUAGUCAAGCCACGGCUGCUGGAAGAUAUAGAAGAUACACUGAGCUGCUCCAUGUUUGAGGAAAACUCUCUUCGCAGGAAACUUAACUGUGGGAACCAGUCGUGUUGGUCUAAACUAAACAUGGAGGCUUUGAGACAGGAGUAUCAAACAGUCCGGACCAAGCGUGUAGCACUGGAGAUGCGCAGGAAAGCAUCCCCAUGGCAGCGGAACCUGGGUUACCCUCUGGUAAUGAUAGCACUCCUGGCACUGACGGUGAUGUGUGUUCUAAUGGUCUGUUUCAAUGUAUUGGAGUUGCUGCUGGAUGAAACGGCAAUGCCCAGAGGAAUGGAGGACCCUCAUCUGGGGAUGGCUUCUUUCUCCAUGUUUGGUUCACUAGGUGCUGCAGUUCAAGUGGUUCUCAUCCUUUACCUGAUGUUAUCAUCAGUCGUUGGUUUCUACAGUUCUUCUCUGUUCUGUGGUCUCCUUCCUCGUGCCAAAGACACCAACCUGACCCAGAUAAUUGCAAAUUGUGUUUCGCUGCUUAUUCUGAGCUCAGCCCUGCCAGUCUUCUCCCGCACACUUGGGAUCACCCGCUUCGACCUGCUGGGAGACUUCGGUCGAUACAACUGGCUGGAGAACUUCUACGUCGUCUUCCUUUACAACAUGAUGUUCGCCGGUCUCACCUCAGCUUCCCUGAUAAAGACAGUCACCUGGGCCGUACAGAGAGAGCUCAUCCGCGCUUUUGGACUCCACAGGUUGCCUUUGACUGUGUCACGCUCCACUGUGCCCUUCAGACUCCUCCUGGCUAGUGGUCUGUCUAAGAUCCAGUGACAAUGUUGACCUCAUCACUGAAGUUUUUAAUAUUUGAAAAAAACAAGCCAGUUCUAAUAUCCCUUUGCUGUAUUGACGACACUACAAGUCAAUCGAUUGUUGGCUGGCUGGCACGGGAGUUUGGACAUGGAGUCUUCGUCUGCACUGAGCCCAGACGGACACUGCUUCAUGUUCCCGGUUGAUACUUUUUCUAAAGAAGGUCCAGGUUGGUGCCACUGUUGUGGAGGUUACUGGAACAAGAGGAAAAGGGAUUCAAGCCUUAUUGGAGAGUCUCGCCAUCGCUAAGAACAAUGCAGCCCCUCCAAACGCCUUAAAAAAGAGGGUCCUUUAAAGCAGUUGUGCUGUUGACACAUGUGAAAGUCGGCAGUUAUUUUGAAAUAUUACACUCUAGCUGUGACAUCAUUUCCUCUUUCCUUUUUUUUUUUUUUAGGUCGCCUGAAUGCUUAUGUCUUUGUGGUUCUCGUUCAGUUUUUUAAGGAGUGUGCCACCAUUUUAAGAUUGGGAAGCUUGUGCUUUCACGGUGGCUGGAGUUUAAACUUUUAUUUUUAACAGAAAGUGUUUUUGGAGGAAAUCAGGAUGGCUUCUUGUAUGUCUGUGGAUCUAUACGUUACACAGGGAACAUAAGAUGCAUGGAAUAGUUUUUCAAAAUCAGUAACAAAAGUAUUCUGAGAUAAUAAAAAAAAAUACACUCUUUUUUUACAAACCAGCUUAGGACAAGAACAUAAGAAUUACUUGAGAAGAAUUUUUUUUUUUUUUUUAAGCUUUACUGCUAGUUUUACUCAGUAUUCUUGAAUGUGACACACAUUAGGAGGAAAGAGACAAUCAAACUGUGAAGCAUAAAAUCUUUUUUGGGAAAGUGCAAUACUUGAUAUAAAAUCAUACCUUUAAACUUUACCAAAAAUGUUCUCCUCUUUCGGGUUCCUCUCAUCUCGGUCUUCUCCAUGUUAGACACUAUGGUUGUAGUCAUUUCUACAUUUUCUACCAAGCUGUGACUGAGGAGCCUCGAGGUAUUAUUUGUUUUUUACGAUGGUCACACGUUUCUUUAUCUCAGCACUACCUUAAUAUCUGCUGUGUUCCUUGAUUCUGCUGCUGUUCUGUCCCGUUGGUUCGUCCAGCAGAGGAUGGUGUUUCUUAAAUCAAACCGGAGCCUUUUUACUGUGAGGUUCAGUUUCUAAAGUCACUAAGUUUAUAUUUGCAUUUUAUACAAAACACAGUUUACAAAUGACUUUUUGGGGAAUGUUAUUUUGGAUUUUUUUUAACUGAGGUUUUCUAAUGUGGUUUUAUUGUUAUUUAUGGGCAUUUUAGGGUCUAUACAUUGCAUUAGAUUUUCUUAGAGCUUUUAUUUGUAAUGUAUCUGAGCCAAAAGAAAAGUUGUCAUUUUUGUAAAUUUGUUUACUUUGAUGGCUCACGUUUGCCUGAAUCUUUUUUUUUUCUUUAGUUUUGUGACCUCAAAGCAAUAAAUAUUUGAGUUUUGUUA